Messenger RNA from Paramecium tetraurelia, 3357 nucleotides. RefSeq lists its product as uncharacterized. NCBI's taxonomy places the organism in Eukaryota, Ciliophora, Oligohymenophorea, Peniculida, Parameciidae. The transcript has 2 exons. Gene Ontology annotation, biological process: aromatic amino acid biosynthetic process; chorismate biosynthetic process. Gene Ontology annotation, molecular function: 3-phosphoshikimate 1-carboxyvinyltransferase activity; 3-dehydroquinate dehydratase activity; shikimate 3-dehydrogenase (NADP+) activity. The record is from RefSeq and is a predicted model, not a curated record.
AUGGAUAUUAUCAAAAAAAUACUAGUUAAAUCCUGUGUAAUUGCCUGUUCAGACAUUAGACCAAGCAAACCCAUACAUGGAUCUAAAAGUAUCACCAAUAGAGUGCUUUUGUUAAGUUCCCUAUCAGAAGGAAUAAGCUCAUUAAAUAAUUUUUAUGAUUCAGAUGAUACAAAAGCUAUGUUAAAUUCCUUGUAAGAAUUAAGAUUAUGUGAAGUACAAACACAUUCUAAACAUAAUCUCAUUCUUGAAGGAUGUUAAGGCUAAUUCUAUAAGAAGGAAUACACAAUAAAUGUCAAAGAAAGUGGAACUUGUGCUAGAUUUCUACUCCCUAUUGCUGCCCUAAUUGGGAAUGUCACUAUUAUAGGAGCAUAAAGAAUUUAUGAAAGACCAAUUUAAGAGAUGGUGGAAGCACUUGAUUUAAAUGUGAUAUAUUUAUAAAAGGAAGGAUAAUUGCCAUUCAAAGUAAUAGAUGGAAAAUUUGCUAAACAUAUCAAAAUUAAAUCUCAACUAAGCAGUCAAUUUGUUUCUGGAAUCUUAAUGUCUGCUCCUUAUUUCCCAAAUGAUGAAACUCUGAUUGAAAUCAUAGAUUGCAAUGAAAAUGAAACCAUCGUUAGUGAAUCCUAUAUAGAAAUGACUAUUCAACUUAUGAAUAUUUAUGGAGUAAGGGUAGAGAGACUCUCUAAAACAAAAUUCUUAGUCAAGAAGGGAGUAUAUAAAGCUCAAACCUAUGAUAUUGAACCUGAUGCUACUGCAUUGAGUUAUGACUUAUUGCAUAUUGGGCUAAAUGGUGGAUCGAUUGAAACCAAAAAGAUAUCCAAGUUAUAAGGAGAUGCACAAUUCUUGGAUGUUAUAGAGUAGAUGGGGAUGCAAGUAGUGAGAGAAUAAGGAUUUUAUAAAAUAAUAAAGAAUUAAGACUUAAAACCUCAAGAUGUUAAUUGCAUUAACUUCAGUGACACCUUUAUAUCUUUGGCAUUGUUAAUGUCCUCAAUUGAAGGUCAAUGUAUUAUCAAAGGAAUUGAAAAUUAAAGAGUGAAAGAAUGCGAUAGAAUCAAGGCUGUUACUGAAAACUUGAUUAAGGUUGGCGUUGUUUGUUUAUAAUAAAAUAAUGAGAUUUUAAUUAGAGGCAAAAGAUAUCAAAAAUACAAUGGCUAUAGAAAGGAUAUCACAAUCAAUACAUAUAAUGAUCACAGAAUUGCAAUGGCCUUUAGUAUUUUGGGAGGGCAUUUUGAGAAAGUGCAAUAUUAAUAUAGAAUCAUUAUUGAUAAUAAAGAUUGUGUAAGGAAAACAUUCCCUGAUUUCUAUAAUCAUAUCCAAAGUUUAGGGUUAUAUCAAUAGGCACUAACAUAUAACUAGGAAUAAGAAUUCUUAUACAAUUACUAAUACUAUAAGGAACCAUUGUAUAUUAUUGGCAUGAGGGGGGCAGGUAAAAGUACACUGUCUUAAUAUAUAUGCAAGCAAUUAGGUUUUGAAUAUAUUAGCAUUGAUAAUUUGAUUUCCAAUAAUAUAAAUGAAUUUGUCACAAAUAAUGGAUGGGAAUAGUUUAGAAGAAGUGAAAAAGAGUAAUUUAUACAGAUAUUAUUGAAAUAUCAAAAGAAUGUUGUAGUUGAUUGUGGAGGUGGAAUCAUAGAGGAUGAGUAAAUAUAGUAGUUAUUGAUUGGUAAAAAUGUGAUAUGGAUUGAAAAAGAUAUAAAUGAGUUAAUUGAAGAUUUAUAAUCUCAGAAUAGACCACAAAUUGGAAAUGUUAUGGAGAUAUAUAAUAGGAGAAAAUCAAUCUAUUAGAGAGUCAGUAAAUAUGUUUUUACUUUGCCAAGCAGAAAAUAUAUUUAACAAAUUACAUCCAAUUAUGAUAUUACAAGAUAUUAUCAUAGAGUAAAUGAACUUUAUUUGCAUUUCAUAAAGAACAUUUAACAUUUAAAUUUUCCAAAGAACAAAAUAUAUGUUUCAGAUACUAAUUUUGCAUGCAUAUUUUAUGAAGAAUUAACAAUUUUAGAUCAUCAGAAGAUUCAUUUCAUAAACAGAAAUCAUAACUUAUUGGAAGUAAGGAUGGAUAAGAUUGAAAACAUUGAAGAUUAAUUUGAAUAGAUUAGAUAAUAAAUUUACAACAUCAAAUUCUAUCUUGAUAUUCCAAUAAUAUUUACUUUGAGAACCAAAUCCUAAGGAGGAUUUUAUACUGGAACUCAAUAUGUUAAGAUAAUUGAAUAAUGGCAAAAUAGCUUCAUUGGAGAUUAUUUUGAUAUAGAGAUGGAUUUAUUUAAUAAUGUAAGGAUUUCACAAAAUUAUAAUAAUUCUAUUAUUUUGUCAUAACACUUAUUUGAGAAAACAGAAAAGUUGUAGAUUAUUGAAUUUAUAGACAGAAUGAAAUAUAUCUCAGAACACAAUCCUAAUACAAUAUGUUUAUUGAAAUUGGCAAUUCAUCAAAAUGCUUAUCCAUCAGAACUUACAUACUAGGAGAUAUCAAAGCUAUUCAUGGGCAUGAAGUUUGUGAUACCAUAUUUAGUUGUUUCAAUGGGUCCUAAUUCGCAGUUGUACAGAACCUUAAAUAAAUUUAUGGUUCCCUUAUCUUGUUUGACCCCUACAGCAGUUGGUCAAUGUACUAUACAGUAAUUGCGAUCGAUUAGAAGCCUAGCCAAUUUUGAGAUAACAUAAAAUUAUCACAUAUUUGGUGAUGAUUUAUCUUUAUCAAGAAGUGAUUUACUUCAUUAAAAACAUUUUGACUAGCUCAAUCAACAACAUAAUAAAUUUUACACUAAAGUUUCAAUUAAAAAAAUUGAAUAAGCUAAACCGUAUCUUAAUGACAUCAAUUUCUAGGGUGCCUCCAUUACAAUGCCAUUUAAAGAAGAAGUUCAAUAAUACUUGACAGAAUAAUCAAUAGAGGCGUAAAUAAUAGGAGCUGUGAAUUGUAUAAUAAAGUAUGAGAAUCAAUUGAUUGGAUUUAAUACGGAUUGGUGGGGGAUGUUUUGGCCGAUAUUUAUUAGGUUUCCUAGGAACAUGCAAAAAUGUUUAAUUUUGGGGAAUGGGGGUACUGCAAAGACUGCUAUUUUUGUGGCUGCAAAACUAUUUUUAUUAUAAGUGUUUUUGUAUGGAAGGAAUGCUUAGAGAGUAGAGGCUUUGGCAAAGUAGAGCAAGGUGGAAUUCAUGAGGCAGUCUGAGAGGAAUCACAAAUUCGACUUGAUCAUUUCAACUAUCCCUCCUGGGGCCGAGUUGCCGUUGUGUGAGGAGUGGUUUGAUGAAAAAACUAUAGUUUUUGUGGCUAAUUAAGGGGAUGAUCCCUUAUUGAAGAAGCAGAACUCAAUAAGUGGGAGGGAAAUGUUCGAAGCUUAAGCAAUCGGGCAAGUUCAUCUGUUCAAUGGGAAGUGA